Messenger RNA from Lepus europaeus (European hare), 739 nucleotides. It is a transcript of the gene DERL3, whose product is annotated as derlin 3. The coding region runs from base 1 to 708 and encodes 235 amino acids. Gene Ontology annotation, biological process: endoplasmic reticulum unfolded protein response. Gene Ontology annotation, molecular function: ubiquitin-specific protease binding; misfolded protein binding. The transcript has 7 exons. Lineage: Eukaryota; Metazoa; Chordata; Mammalia; Lagomorpha; Leporidae. Gene Ontology annotation, cellular component: Hrd1p ubiquitin ligase ERAD-L complex; endoplasmic reticulum membrane. The record is from RefSeq and is a predicted model, not a curated record.
AUGGCGUGGCGGGGGCUGACGGCUGAGUUCCUGCAGGUGCCGGCGGUGACGCGGGCCUACACGGCGGCCUGUGUCCUUACCACCGCCGCCGUGCAGCUGGAACUCCUGAGCCCCUUCCAGCUCUACUUCAACCCACACCUCGUGUUCCGGAAGCUGCAGGUCUGGAGGCUCGUCACCAACUUCCUCUUCUUCGGGCCGCUGGGAUUCAGCUUCUUCUUCAACAUGCUCUUCGUGUUCCGCUACUGCCGAAUGCUGGAGGAGGGCUCCUUCCGCGGCCGCACGGCCGACUUCGUCUUCAUGUUUCUCUUCGGGGGAGUCCUUAUGACCCUGCUGGGAUUCCUAGGCAGCCUGUUCUUCCUAGGCCAGGCGCUCACAGCUAUGCUGGUGUAUGUGUGGAGUCGCCGUAGCCCGCACGUGAGGGUCAACUUCUUCGGCCUCCUCACCUUCCAGGCGCCAUUCCUGCCCUGGGCACUCAUGGGCUUCUCGCUGUUGCUGGGCAACUCGAUCCUGGUCGACCUGCUGGGGAUAGCUGUGGGCCACAUCUACUACUUCCUGGAGGAUGUCUUCCCUAACCAGCCAGGAGGCAAGCGGCUGCUGCUGACCCCUGGCUUCCUGAAGCUGCUACUGGAUACCCCUGAGGAGGACCCCAAUUACCUGCCCCUCCCUGAGGAACAGCCAGGACCCGCUGUGCCACCCCCGCAGCAGUGAGCCCACUGGCAGGCCUCCAUCCCCACCCUAC